Molecule: messenger RNA, 3461 nt
Organism: Gymnodraco acuticeps
Lineage: Eukaryota; Metazoa; Chordata; Actinopteri; Perciformes; Bathydraconidae
Gene: rbm25b
Product: RNA binding motif protein 25b
Exons: 17
Coding region: 178-2688 (836 amino acids)
Biological process (GO): regulation of alternative mRNA splicing, via spliceosome; mRNA processing
Cellular component (GO): spliceosomal complex
Molecular function (GO): mRNA binding
Source: RefSeq, a predicted model, not a curated record
CUUCGAGUGUGGUGCGUAGAGCGCCUGCGUAGAUGUUUUCGAAGGCCCUUGACUAGCCAGCGUGCUAAUCCAACAUCGGGACGUUACAAAAGAUUUUCAUAAUUAAUAACCUGCUGAAAGCUGUUUGUGUCCAUUUGUACGCCACCUAAUUCUAGGUUGGUCCCGCUCACAACCAGAAUGUCCUUCCCCCCUCAUUUAAAUCGGCCGCUGUUGCCCCCUCCUGGGAUGCCCCCUCAGUUUGCUGGCUUCGCCUCAGGAGGUCAAAUGAUCCCAAUGCACAUGGGCAUCAUGACCCCUUCAAUAAUGAUGCCUUCUAUGCAAGUGAUCAGUAAGCCUCCAAUGCAUAAAAAGGACAUAAUGCGAGUCAAAGAAAACAAUGAGAACAGCGGGCCCACCACCACAGUGUUUGUGGGGAACAUAUCAGAGAAAGCUUCAGACAUGCUGAUCAGACAGCUGCUUGCGAAGUGUGGAAUUGUACUGAGCUGGAAGAGAGUCCAGGGAGCCUCUGGCAAGCUUCAAGCCUUUGGGUUUUGUGAGUACAAGGAGCCAGAGUCCACAUUGCGAGCACUGCGGCUGCUUCAUGACUUGAAUAUUGGAGACAAAAGUCUGUUGGUGAAGGUGGAUGCCAAGACUAAAGCUCAGCUGGACGAGUGGAAGGCCAAGAAAAAGACUGCGAAUGGGACCAAGAAGGCGGAAGAUGGAGGAGAUGAUGAGGAAGAGGUUCUAGACGAGGAGACGAAGAAGAAGGAUCAGAUCACCAAAGGUGCUAUCGACGGACUGAUGCAGGAAUAUGCUUCCGAACUCAACGCGCCUUCACAGGACGAGGACUCCCAACGACGAAAGAGAAGAAAGGAGAAAAAAGAAGAGGACGACCUUAACACCAUUGAUAUGGAGGACGACAAGAGGGACCUCAUUUCCAGAGAAAUUAGUAAAUUUCGAGACACCCACAAGAAACUAGAAGAAGAGAAGGACAAGAGGGAGAAGGAGCGGCUGGAGUUUGAGCGGGAACGCAGGGAUCGGGAAAAAGAGCGGGAGCGGGAAAGGGAGCGACGGGACCGCGAGAGGGAGAAGGAACGAGAGAGGGAACAGGAGAGGGAAAAACUGCGAGAGCGGGAGAGAGACAGAGAUAAAGACCGCGAGCGAAGGCCCAGAGAGAGAGAAAGAGACUGGGAGAGGGACAGGAGCCGGGACAUGACCCGGGACAUGAGCCGGGACAUGGAGAGGGACAGGACCCGGGACAUGACCCGGGACAUGACCCGGGACAUGACCAGGGACAUGACCCGGGACAUGACCCCCGAACGCAGCCGAUCCAGAGAGGUUAGUCGAGACAGAGACAAGAAACGAGACCAAGAAGAUGAAGAGGAGGCGUAUGACCGCAGGAAGCUGGAGAGGAAACUCAGAGACAAGGAAGCAGCCUAUCAGGAGCGACUAAAAAACUGGGAGCUCAGAGAGAGGAAGAAGGCUCGGGAUUACGCCAAGGAGACCGAGAGGGACGAUGAGCGCAGACGAGAAAUGGUGAAGGAGGGCAAACGGUUGAAAGAGUUUCUUGAAGACUAUGAUGAUGACAGAGAUGACCCCAAGUACUACAGGGGCAGUGCGCUGCAGAAGCGUCUCAGAGACCGCGAGAAGGAGACGGAGGCAGAUGAGCGUGACAGGAAGAGAGAGAAGGAGGAGCUGGAGGAGAUCAGACAGAGGCUGUUAGACGAGGGACAUCCAAACCCAGACGCAGAGCUUCGCAGGAUGGAGGAGGAAGAGGAGGAGCGUCGGAGACAACCUCCCAUCAUACCCGAGCCGGAGCCCGAGGAGGAACGUAAACGCCACAAAGGUUCACGAGAACACCGGGACCGCCGACACGAGCAGCCCCGGCCAGAACCCGCCGCACGGCCCCCCGUCCAGUCAGACAAUGAGGUGGAGGAGGGGGAGGAGGAAGAGGAGUUUGAAAAUGACGAAGAAAACCCCGAUGUCAAACCGUGUUUGAAGCCUACAAUGCGGCCCAUCACAACAGCACCCUCGGUUUCUUCUGCCAGUGGCGGCGCGUCCCCAAACUCACCGGGGGACGAGUCUCCCUGCGGCAUCAUCAUCCCCCACGAGAACUCCCCCCCCGACGCCCUGCCGCAGGAGGAGAACCGGCCCAAGAUCGGCCUCAGCCUCAAAAUGGGUGCCUCAGGAAGCCCCAGUCAACCCAACGUCAUCAAGAGAAAGAAGCUGCCCGGGGACAGCGUCUUCGACAAGUUUGAUGAUGAGGAGACCAACGAGCAGCCUCGCAAGAGGAAGCUGGUUCCCCUGGACUACGACGACGAUAAGAGCCUGGGGGUGGACGGGGCAUCCAGCAUAAAGGGGGCCAACACCGAGGAGAAACGUAAAAACAUCAAGACCCUGAUAGAGAAGAUCCCCACAGCGAAGCCCGAGCUGUUCGCCUACCCUCUGGACUGGACUAUGGUCGACACGACGUUAAUGGACCGUCGUGUUCGGCCGUGGAUCAAUAAAAAGAUUAUUGAGUACAUUGGAGAGGAAGAAGCGACACUAGUGGACUUCGUCUGCACCAAGGUGAUGGCUCACAGUAUGCCACAGAGUAUCUUGGAUGAUGUUGCUAUGGUUCUUGACGAAGAAGCAGAGGUCUUUAUCGUGAAGAUGUGGAGGUUACUCAUUUACGAAACCGAAGCCAAGAAGAUUGGAUUGGUGAAAUGAGUGAAGAUCAACUUUUUUGUUUUUUCAUACAUUGUGUAUAAUAGUGUAGCAUAAUUAUGUCACCCCAAACAAAGCGUUGUGUCCACACCAGGACAAACUGUAAAAUGCAGAUUCUGCUGAUUCUCACACCAGAUGUUCAGCUCAUGUGGGGUUCCACCCUCUCCGUCUGCAGGUGCUGACUGUGUCGGUGUGCUUUUGUGUAAAUACAGUACGUCAUUAUUUGAUUAUGGUUCAAAUGUAAAAUGCUACCAGGUAGGAACAUUGUUUUGCGCUGACUUAUUGUGUUUGUAUACAUGCCAACACACUUUGUGGAAAUACUCGUGUGCAGAAAUAGUUCCUGUAAAAAAACAAUGCUGUUGUCUUUAGGGGGUUGGAAUCUGGCUUGCAGUUGAAUGUGGGUUGGUUAAUUGGAUUUUGAUUAUGAAUACGUUAAGAGCGAAGAUGUGAUCUUUUUUUACAGCGUUAUUUAUUCAGGGCUUUGGACACAACUUGCAUUUAUUUUGUAAAAGUAAACAGAUUUUUCCUCUUCAUUUUCACUUAUUACAUUCCUGAUAAUUGUGUUGGCAUGUUGUCAGACCAUCUCAGAAACGUAGUCAUUUGAAGUGUCUGCUGAUAACCCACAUAUCUCUCAUGGUGACGCAGCUGUAGAAGCACACGUCAUAACCACUACAGGAAAAUGAGCUGAGAAUGGGGAAAUGAGUCGAAGUUGUGAAGAUGCUCUCCAUUUGUUUUUGUAUUGGUGAACAUUUGAAUAAAAUUGAUUUUUUAUAACA